Messenger RNA from Colletotrichum tamarilloi, 1845 nucleotides. Its product is annotated as POT family protein. Gene Ontology annotation, molecular function: transmembrane transporter activity. The record is from RefSeq and is a predicted model, not a curated record. Gene Ontology annotation, biological process: transmembrane transport. Lineage: Eukaryota; Fungi; Ascomycota; Sordariomycetes; Glomerellales; Glomerellaceae. Gene Ontology annotation, cellular component: membrane. Bases 1 to 1845 code for a protein of 614 amino acids. The transcript is spliced from 2 exons.
AUGAGUAACGCUGGAGGCCUUCAGGACGAUGUCCUGGCCAAGGCCCACGUUCCCCAGGCCACUGUGCAGGGCACCUCGAAGGAGACUCGCGGCUCAUUCGACGUGACCGCCGCCGCCGCCCCUCCUCUCGAAGACAACUACUACGACUCCAAGUCCGACGAUGACUACGAGGAUAAGCCCACCGAGGAGGAGUUGAACACGCUUCGCCGUGUCUCGGGUCCCAUUCACUGGGGUAUCUACACCAUCGCCUUCGCCGAGCUCUGCGAGCGUUUCUCGUACUACGGUUCCUCCGUCUUGUACACCAACUUCGUCAUGCGCCCCCUUCCUCCGGGUUCGACGACCGGCGCCACCUACGGCGCUGAUAUCCCCGCCGGUGCCUUGGGCAUGGGUCAGAGAGCCUCUCAGGGUGUCUCUCUGGUGAACCAGUUCUGGGCUUACCUCGUUCCCCUUUUCGGUGGUUGGUUGGCUGAUUCCAAGUUGGGCCGUUACAAGGUCAUUCACAUCGCCAUCGCCGUCUCCACCGUCGCUCACAUUAUCCUGACUGUCGCCGCCGCUCCCUCCGUCAUCUCCAAGGGCAAGGUCGCCUUUGCCCCCUUCUUCCUCGGUCUCUUCACACUUUGCUGCGGUACUGGUCUGUUCAAGGCCAACAUCUCUCCCCUGCUCGCCGAGCAGAACAAGGACACCCGUAUGCGCGUUGAGACACGCGGCGGCGAGCGUGUCAUUGUCGACCCUUCCGUCACCAACACCCGUAUCUUCCUGUGGUUCUACUUCGCCAUCAACUGCGGUGCCGUCAGUGGCCAGAUCUCCAUGGUCUUCGUUGAGAAAUACCACAGCUUCUGGCUGGCCUUCCUCCUCCCUACCAUCCUCUUCCUGAUCUGCCCUGUUGUCCUCUGGUCCAACAAGAAGAAGUACCACCUCACUCCCCCUACCGGUUCCGUUCUCGAGAAGUUCUUCCGCAUGUCCAAGUUUGCUGCGAAGCGCUCUGGAGGCAUCACCAAGCUGAACUGGGAGAAUGCGAAGCCCAGCAACGUCCCCGUUGCUGAGCGCCCUGGCUGGUUGACCUACGAUGACGCCUGGGUUGAUGAAGUCCGCCGUGGUCUCAAGGCCUGCAAGGUCUUCCUCUUCCUGCCCAUCUUCUUCCUCGCCUACAACCAAAUGACCAACAACUUGACCUCCCAGGCCGGUUCCAUGGUCCUGAACGGUGCUCCCAACGACGUCAUUCAGAACCUGAAUCCCCUCUCUAUCAUUAUCAUGAUUCCCAUUCUGGAUCACGUUGUCUACCCUGGUUUCCGCAAGAUGGGUUUCAACUUCACUCCCAUCAAGCGUAUGACCACCGGUUUCUUCUUCGCUGCCGCCGCCAUGGUUGCCGCUACCGUCAUGCAGCACUACAUCUACCAGAUGUCCCCUUGCGGUGACCUGGCCACCAUCUGCGAGGAGGGCCCGGCUCCCAUCAACGUCUGGGCUCAGUGUCUCCCUUACGUCUUUGUCGGUCUCGCUGAGAUCUUUACCAACGUCACCUCCUACGAGUAUGCCUUCUCCAAGGCCCCCGAGAACAUGAAGUCUCUCGUCAUGUCCGUCAACUUGGCCAUGAGUGCUGUCUCUGCCGCCAUUGGCCAGGCCUGGACUCCCCUGUCCGAGGAUCCCCUCCUCGUCUGGAACUACGCCUCCGUCGCCAUCAUCGCCUUCCUCGGCGGUGUCGCUUUCUGGUUCUGCUUCAAGCACCUUGACGGUGAGGAGGACGAGCUCAACCAGCUCAAGAAGACCAAGUUCCUUGGCUCCAACCAGCCUACUGCCGCGGCUCAGGACGACCAGGUCGCUCAGGCCCAAGUUUCUGAGAAGGUUUGA